Molecule: messenger RNA, 2303 nt
Organism: Monodelphis domestica (gray short-tailed opossum)
Lineage: Eukaryota; Metazoa; Chordata; Mammalia; Didelphimorphia; Didelphidae
Source: RefSeq, a predicted model, not a curated record
AGUGUCAGCUUAUUGAGGGCAAGGACUAUUUAAUUUUUGAUCUUCUACAAGCUACACUCUCCUGUUUUGUGUUCUGCUACUGCAACUAUUGCUGUCCUGUGGGGUUUGAAGUGUCUGUCAACAGCACUGAGACAUAAACAAUGAAGGGGCAAAGGCAUAUAUUUUAUGAUUGAAGAACAGGGAAGAUGCCUGCUGCAUCUUGUGAUUCACCUCUUGCAGACAUAGAAGAUAUUGUGUCAAGAGAAGAUUCAAAGCCUCAGGAUAGAUAUUUUUCAAGAAAAAAUAUUGUUCCAAAGGUGCGAAUACGUAAUACUCAAAAAUGUUUGCAAGAGGAAGAUGAUCCACCAAGUGAUAGCACUAUUCCUGGUAUUCAGAAAAUUUGGAUACGGACAUGGGGUUGUUCUCACAAUAAUUCAGAUGGAGAGUAUAUGGCUGGUCAACUAGCUGCUUAUGGAUAUAAAAUUACAGAAAAUCCAUCAGAAGCAGAUUUGUGGCUGCUGAAUAGUUGCACUGUGAAAAAUCCAGCUGAAGAUCACUUUAGAAACUCAAUUAAGAAAGCUCAAGAGGAAGACAAGAAAGUGGUUUUAGCUGGAUGUGUCCCCCAAGCACAGCCUCGUCAGGACUAUCUCAAAGGCCUGAGUAUCAUAGGGGUUCAGCAAAUCGAUCGUGUAGUAGAAGUUGUGGAGGAAACCAUUAAAGGUCAUUCAGUGAGACUCCUUGGUCAGAAAAAAUCUAAUGGAAAACGUUUGGGAGGAGCUCGAUUGGAUUUGCCGAAGAUAAGAAAAAAUCCACUGAUAGAAAUCAUUUCAAUCAAUACAGGGUGUCUCAAUGCUUGUACCUACUGUAAAACAAAGCACGCCAGAGGAAAUUUGGCCAGUUAUCCAAUUGAUGAACUAGUAGAUAGAGCCAAACAGUCUUUCCAAGAGGGUGUCUGUGAGAUAUGGCUGACCAGCGAAGAUACAGGGGCUUAUGGCAGAGAUAUUGGCACUGACCUCCCUACACUGCUGUGGAAACUAGUUGAAGUGAUUCCUGAGGGAGCUAUGCUACGACUUGGCAUGACAAAUCCACCCUAUAUUUUAGAGCAUCUGGAGGAAAUGGCAAAAAUCCUUAAUCAUCCAAGAGUCUAUGCUUUUCUGCAUAUACCAGUACAAUCGGCCUCUGACAGUGUGCUAAUGGAAAUGAAAAGAGAAUAUUGUGUGGCAGACUUCAAACGAGUAGUAGAUUUUCUGAAAGAAAAAGUUCCAGGACUAACGAUUGCUACAGAUAUCAUCUGUGGUUUUCCUGGGGAAACAGAUCAAGAUUUUCAAGACACUUUGAAACUGGUUGAGGAUUAUAAGUUUCCCAGCCUUUUUAUCAACCAAUUUUAUCCACGACCAGGGACCCCUGCUGCAAAAAUACAACAAGUUCCAGCACAUGUGAAAAAGCAACGGACAAAAGACCUUUCUCAGCUAUUUCAUUCAUAUAACCCAUAUGAUCAUAAGAUUGGUGAAAGACAGCAAGUGCUGGUAACAGAAGAAUCUUUUGAUUCCAAGUUUUAUGUUGCACACAAUCAAUUCUAUGAGCAGGUACUUGUGCCAAAGAACCCCAUGUUCAUGGGGAAAAUGGUUGAAGUAGACAUUUAUGAAUCAGGAAAACACUUUAUGAAGGGACAGCCAGUAUCCAAUGCCAAGGUUUACACUCCAUCCAUCAGUAAACCAUUAGCAAAGGGAGAAGUUUCUGGUUUAACAGAGGAGUUUCGACACGUGCUCGAGAACGGCACCCGGAGGGAAGCCCCCGGGUCUGCCAAGGGCCUGGGAGCGGGCCUGGGGCCCAGGACAGGCUUCCAGAUGCCCUGGAUGCUGCCGGACGGAGGACUGAAGACGUUGUCGGUGGCCUUGGCUCUGCUAGCCCUUCUCAUAGCUUUUUUUAUGAAAACGCAGCCAUAGAACACACAACUCCAUAGAGAAUCUGUGGAGAGGAAUCCAUUUCUAAUUAAAAGCUUUGGAAACAUGACCAAGCCUGCUUGAAAGGGCAGUGCUUGUACCCAAGCCUCCUGCCUCCUCUUCGUCCACAGAGGGGAGGCGCUGCUUAGCUCUGAGCUGAAUCAAUUGGCUAUCUGACUCAGAAUUUAGUACUGUUUUGUCUAUAAAUCUCUUAUUUUUCAAAAUUAAAUCCUUUGGAUUAUUUUUAGCAAGAUGCACAGAGGGUCUACAUUUUAAAAUCUCUGUGCCUUCAGUUUUGAGACUAAAUAUAUUGCAAGUGAUUCCAGGCAUUUCUUUAUAUAUGAAAAAUGUUGAAGCUUUAUUAAACCUUUUUUUAAUGUA